Molecule: messenger RNA, 2961 nt
Organism: Monoraphidium neglectum
Lineage: Eukaryota; Viridiplantae; Chlorophyta; Chlorophyceae; Sphaeropleales; Selenastraceae
Exons: 5
Coding region: 1-2961 (986 amino acids)
Biological process (GO): regulation of transcription by RNA polymerase II
Cellular component (GO): nucleus
Molecular function (GO): transcription cis-regulatory region binding
Source: RefSeq, a predicted model, not a curated record
AUGGACGACCAAGAGGACGCAAAGUAUUCUUCUGGGGGCUGCUGGCGGGCCGCCAGCAGCAGCAGCAGCAGCAGCAGCAGCAGCACAGGCGAAGCGCGCUGCGUUGUGCUGGCGUUGCCCCGGGCGCUGCUGUCCGACAUCGUGAUGCGCUGCGCCGACCCCAGCGGCUUCCUGGCAUCCUGCAGCGCGCUGGGGCCGGUGGCGGCCGACCCUGAGCUGCAGUUGCAGUGGUUCCUGCGCCACAGGCCCGACCCCCAGCUGCAGCUGCCGUUUGCAGUCCUGAGCUUUGCGCUGCUGCGGGACCGGCCGUGGGCGGAGACAAUCGCCAUGAUGGAGCGCGCCCAUGAGAUUCUCUACCCAGACAACGAAAACGCGAGGCUCAAGGCUCGCAGGGCUCUCGAUGGGCCUGACCCGUAUUUGGCAGCACUCGAGCUUGCCGACGGGCGGAGUGACGAGGCGCACCCGCAGCACGUGGCGGCAUACGCAGCCGGUCCCGGCAAUGCCGACGCCGUUCGCAUGGCAUGCCGCGUGCCGCCCUAUUGGGAAAGGACGAUCCUCUGGAUAGGGGGCGAAAAGGUCUGGAUCGCACAUGUGGCGGCCGCCGCGGCCCGCGUGGCCGUCAUGCGCGGGCACGUGCACCUGGUGCCCACCCUGCUGUCGUGGCUGCCCAGCUGCAAGAGGGAGCGCCGCCUGCUGCUGCAGCACUGGGUGAAAUACGGGCACCCGGACUGUGCUGACAUGGUGAUGCACAAGGCGCAAUGCCUCAACACCGACCGGCAGCACGUGGCGUGGGCGGCCGAGCGGCGUGACCCGCUCGCGGCGCAGGUGCUUCUGGCCGUGCUGCAGAGGGCCCCGCCCCACCUUGCACCCGCGGAAUCGAGCGACCCCAGCGCCAGCAAGCAGAGGGCGCGGCUGCAGGCCCGCGGAUUCUGGUCCGACGUCCUCAAGGCCGCCAGCCUGCACGGCGGCGCCGACGACGCCGUGCUGCGCGUGCUAGGCAAGCGCGUGGCGCCGCUGGGCGCGCUGUGGCGACUGUUGUAUGGCGCAGUGCUGGGGCCGGCCCCGCCGCCGCCGCGGGGGGCUACCAACGCACGCGGCAGCGCGGGCCGUGCGUGGCAGGCUGCGGUGAGUGAGGCGCGUUUCUCGCCGCCGCCGGAGGCCUACUUUUGGCGCGUGGUGCUGCUGGUGGAGUGGCUGGUGCAGCAGGACCGGCAGCAGCAGGAGCAGCAGGAGCAGCAGGAGCAGCAGGAGCAGGAGCAGGAGCAGGAGCAGGAGCAGGAGCAGGAGCAGGAGCAGCAGCAACUGCAGGAUCAGGAGCACCAGCAGCAGCAGGAUCAGGAGCAGCAGCAGCCGCAGGAUCAGGAGCAGCAGCAGCAGCAGGCAGAGGGGAGCGGGCAGUGGAGGGACGCAACCGGGAUCUCUGCGACUGAGACAGCCGGCGUUGCAGUCCUUGAUGCAGCUGCGAGCGCCGCGUGCGAGCGGUGGUGCACGGCACACGGCCUGGACCACAACGCCUGGAUGUUUGCAGAAGAGAAUUGGGCAGCGCUGCACGCAGCCACGAGCUCCACCGCCCCAGCUGGGGAUGGCGGUGACGCGGCGCUCCACCUCGGGCCGCCCCUUGAGGCUGGCGACUCGAUGGCUGCAGGGGCGGCGGCGGCGCGGUUCAGGGCGUUGCUGGUGGCGUGGCUCAUCCAUGCCAACGCCCGCGCUGCCCGGCCACCACAGGCGGCGCCGCGGCGCGAGCUGCUCUCUGCGGAGCAGCUGCUGGAGUGCGUGAUGGCCGCGCUCGCGACCGGCCAGCCGGCGCGCGCCGACGUCCUUCUCGCGCUCGGCGGGAUCUGCGGCGUUGACAUGCGCGCGCUCCCGCCGCGGGGCAGCACGCGCCCGCUGUCCGAACUGCCCUCCAGUGCAGCCCCGUACCAGCGCAUGUGCCUGCCCGACUGCAUCGCGCGCGUGCUCUGUUGGGAGGAGUGGCCGCUCUGCAGCAUCCUGUGGUGCGCCGACCGCGGCUGGCUGCCGACAGCACAACAAGGGUCGUUCGAACGCGCCCUGCUCAAGAGCCCGGGCUGGGGCGAGGGCCUGGCGGGCGGGCGGCGCGUCGCCGAGCUGUCUAGCAGGCUGUGGCCGGCCGCGCGCCUGUGUGUGCUGGCAAAGUCGCUGCUGCUGUGGGCGGCGGAGCAGCGGGACCUCGCGUCGUGGCCGGCGCUGCAGAUGCUGGAUUGCGUACAGUGGCUCAGCAGGAACGGCGGCGGCGCUGAGGGGGCCAGGGCGUGGGUUGGGGUGCAGCGCUCAAGGUACGGCUGCGCCGAUGGCAAAUUGACCUUUGGGGAUGGUGGUGAAGGGGACGGCGCGGGCGGCGGCGGCGGCGGCGUCGGGGCAAGCGGCAGCGGGGACGGCGGCGGUGGCGGCAGCGGGGACGGCGGCGAGUCCCCGGGCCCGCUGGCGUUGGCGAUCGGCGUCCUGCUGUGGCUGCUGCACGCGCAGCAGGCCGAGGCAGUCACCCUCGGCGCAGCGCACUGCGGCGGCGACCCCGCACUCCAGUGGUGGGCGCAGCACCCGCUGCGCGACACGCAGACGCGCCUCAGCCUGGACGCCCACAGCGCAGGCGGCCGCGGUGGUGCCUGCAGCGCCGGCGGUGAGAGCUGCGGCAGUGGAUCAGGGCCCGAUGAGGUCGAAGGCGGCGACGGGCCUGUGAGUGCAGCGCCGACGCUCGACGCCCGCAGCCGCGGACUCCUGAGCGCGCUGCUCGGCGCGGCCCCGUGCGGCGGCGCCGCCGAGGGCGCGGGCAGCGGCUGCAACGUGAGCGGGGGCGGCGAGCUGCUGCUGCCGGACGCGCUUCGCGGCCUCGACGCGGCCGCGUUCGAGAUGCCCGGCCCAGACGCGCCGCCGGCCGCGCGCGCGGCGGCGUUGGAGCGCGCCUUCUGCCUGCUGGUCGCGUCGAUGCCCCUUAUCACCAGCUGA